UUGUGGUAACAGAUUUCACAGCAAAACAACUUCGUAAUCCUAUUUAAUAUCAGAUCUAAGUUACAGCCUUUAAGUGUGCUCGUUGUUCAUUAACCGUUACUCAGAUAAUAGAUUUAUAAUUUUCAACGUUUGACACGUUAUCAAGGCACCGCAUUCAGCCAAUCACAGACACGGUUUUAGAGCUCAUAGGUUCGCCGGGUCAUUGAUAACAUUGACACAGAACACAGCCAAGGCUGAGAAAAUUUCCCUGAAAAACAUUUUGCUUUGCCUGAGUUACCGUGACUAUCAAAUGCAUAACUAAGGACCACGAAGGCUACGAUGGAUGUAGACACCUCAUCCUCUGAUUCCAACCACAGUGAUGUUGGAGUGCUGAGGCCACCAGGCUUUGCUCCUAGCCUGAAGCGGUCUAAUAGCGCCCCCAUGAUCAAUGCAAUAGGACUUGAACAUUCCAGCUUGGAAGGCGAAAGCUUCCCAUUGUCGGCGUUCCACCGCAUUCGAAGGUUUAGCGCUACCUGCGACACAACUUCACCAUCGCCACCAAUAAGAGUGCCAUCUAGAGUGAGUCAGAUAAAGCAGGAGGAAGGCAUGGAUGUAAUGAACACUCGUGAAGUUCGCCAUGAGAGGGAGUUUCGUUCUGCAGUAGAAAUGUCACGAUCAUGGGAUGAACUUCGUUUGGACGAAACUGCAAAUGCAGAAAAGAAGUCCAAGCCCAUCACAGAACCUCUCGCGUUGCAUAUCACCCCGUGGCCCCAUGCUAGUACUUCCAGCUCACCUUCUCCUACUAGAGGAAUAGGCAAGCAAUGUUUUUCUCCAUCGAUGGGUGCAAGAAUACGUACAUCCUCCUACUCACCUAGCCCAAGCCCCAGUCCUACGAGGAAGUCAUUUACGAGAAGAAGUCUGAGCCCUAUCGCCAUACGGCCAAGUUCACUAGCAGCAGUGAAGAGAAAGUUUGACAGCGACACUGAGGACCCGCGAAACUACAUGAGCCCACCGAAAAAGUUCAACAGUGCAGUAUCGAUGACAGAACGCGAUCGAGUAUUGAUCAUUCCUCAUCCACUCACACACAGUUUAUCAUCAAGUUCUGGAAGUAUGGAGGAAGACAGCCCUGAGCCUAGACUGCCCUUACAGAGGCAUUCCACACACAACUCAUCUGACGUGCCAACCAGCUGGCUGGAGGACACGCCAUGCACACGCGACUCGUGGGACAAGUCCGACAUCGCGACGACGACGACAACGAUUGCGCAGUCUCUCGCGCUAUCGGUGCCAUCACCGAUGACUCACGCCCCGUCGUCCGACAGCUACGCGGCGCAGCCACCUCCUGCAUCUUUCCCAUCGCAGCUGCCGGUGGCCGGGUCGGCAGCUGCCCAGCAGCCACUCACGCUGCAGCAGAAGCUGGGCUUUUCUCCUCCACCGAGCAGUAAUACGGAGCGUGCACACGCGCCAACGCAGGUGCCCUCGUUCUGCGUGGCGAGCCCGGCGAACCACGGCUCGCACGCUCACACGUGUAUGACGACGACGGGCUCGCAGUCAUGCACCGAGCCGACGCCAAUGCUGAUGGAUGCGCAACCUGCAUCAUCACAGGGUCCCCAGGGGCCUGUUGCUAGCUUCUCGGCAGUGCUGCACAAUAGCGGAGGUCAGACCGAAUCCUCAUUCCCCUUCCAGCCGGUGUCAUAGCUGCAACUGGCACCAUUAAUUGACGUAUUCGUACGAGGGGGGUAACCAUGCGCCGUUGGAUAUUGUUACUAGGUUGGUUGAGCAAAACCAAUCUUGUGUGUAUUUACCAUGUGUGCAUGCUUGUAGACUUUGCUGCACUUCGUAACCAAGCAUUGCCUUCUAGAAUGUCUUAUCACAACAAUGAUUUCUUAGAGCUGCCUGUCAAUCAUGACAGGCAGAUAGGUUAAUCGUAUGUUACUCAUUCUACUGUGUUGUUCUUUUUGUUGAAGAUACUACUGCGAAAUGGAUUAAUUUACAUAAAUUUUCCUACACACAGCAUUUGUGGUAAUAUGUGAAUUGAUUCGAGGAUCACCUUUUAGUGGGACAUUUAAUAUAUUAGUGAACGUCUAUGCCCUGUAAAUAUACUAGUGUUUCCCAUCCAAACAUUGCUCUGUGUGAGAAGUAUUGUUUCUCGUGUGCCCAAUCAAAGCUUUUAUUGCAAGCAUUCUCAUGCGUGUGGCUCACACUAUAUAUGCUAUUGUGAAGAAGUUGCGUUGUUACGAAAGCACUUUUAGUAAUGCAAACAAUCUGAGUGCAUCCAGUGUUUCUUUAGCAAAGGUUGGUGGUGUGCAUACUACUGCUGCUCCUGCACUCUCGGUUGUUCCAUAUCACAUCAAAACCUAUCUUUAGGUGUUACCGAUGGGAAUAAUGAGAGUGGCAGUAUAUAUACCUGUGCCACAGUCACUCUCCGGGUGUAGCAACGUUCGCUCUAUUACUUCUAUGUAAUAGCAGAAACCUUGUGAUCGCUGUUGUCCAUUGGCAAAUAUCUCCCAAUUGUGCAUCGAGAUAUUGGCAAUAGUUAACAUUGCUGAUGAGGCCCUAAGUAGUGGAAACCAUUAUUGAUUGCUGCACCCACCUGCAAAUAUUGGGGAAGUGUCGAGGAUGUAUUUAAUCGGGUUUCCUACUGUCCGAAUGAAUAUUAUUGUAGAUUAUUUAUUGUUAUCUAUGCGCAUAAUAAUGCAAUGAUGUGACAACGCAAAUGUCAAUUUCCCUGCUUAUUACCACGUUUGUGUAACUUAUUAUUGUUGCUGUAUAUAUAAUUUGAAGUGUUGGUUUUCUGUAGGGUCAGCAAUUUUAUAUUUUAAUGGGCAGAAGUAUGAUUGCUUCUGGCAAUCAUUGAUGCCUCGGUAACACUAUACUUUGGUACACUAGUAAUUCACUGCACAAUGAUUUCAUCUCUGGGAAGCACUUGUUAACAUCUAAACCUGUUUUGGUCAUUAACAUUUGAAAUAGCUUAUGCAAGAUUGAAGAAUGUUAAGCAGCUUUUGUAUAUAAUAAAUAUGUCAUUACUGGCUUGAUUCGUAAAUAAUAUAAUACAGUGUAUAUAGCAUUGCA
Messenger RNA from Priapulus caudatus, 3048 nucleotides. Its product is annotated as mucin-5AC-like. The transcript is spliced from 11 exons. Gene Ontology annotation, molecular function: protein serine/threonine phosphatase inhibitor activity. NCBI's taxonomy places the organism in Eukaryota, Metazoa, Priapulida, Priapulimorpha, Priapulimorphida, Priapulidae. The coding region runs from base 319 to 1674 and encodes 451 amino acids. The record is from RefSeq and is a predicted model, not a curated record.